AUGGACGCGCCCCAAGUCAAGCUGUCAGAGUUGCUUCGUCACCCUGACGACCUCGAUAAGAUUCUCAGUCUCAAGCAGGAGUUCACACGCAAGAAAGAUGCCGUCGACAGUCAGCUGCGAUCCGGCCUGCGCGAGCAGCUCGAAACGACGCAGGGCGGGAUGAACGGUCUCUCUGAAGGCCAGAAAACGGUGCAACAAAUCAAGGAUGAGAUGGUCAAGAUUGACAAGCUGUGCUCCGAGAGCCAGAACAUGAUCAAGGACUUUGCCACCAUCAAUCUGGUAUCGCAGGCCCAUCGCAAUUUCGGCGCUGUCGAGGCCAUGCGCAACAAUCUCGAGACAUUUAACGAACGUCUUAAUGCCGUCGAGCUCAUGCUCAAGGAGGACGAAGAGGACCAGCAGGGGAUGCCAAGGCUGCUUUCCAUUCACUACGAACUCACCCAGCUACGCAACAUCCGAGACGACGCCAUCGAGCAAAUAUCGCGCGCUGACGACCCAAGUCUGCAGUCGACACUCGAGGACUAUUUCGAGCGUCUGGACAGCACCAUCGAUUGGUUUGAUGAGCAUGUCGGCAUGGUCUCGAUGAACCUCAUCCAGCUUGUCCAGUCUGAGAAUAACAGCCUGGUCGUGCGCUUCGCCCUAAUCAUAGAAGCAGAGGAGAAGAGUGAUCAGCGAGUGCUGGCACUCCAAGACGCAUUGAAGGAUCACAAGGAGAUGGCUGCGCGUUUUCAAAGCAUUACGGAUGGCGCCAAGACGGUCCGCGGUUACAAGGACAAGUUUUUGCAAGCCAUCCGUGCCUAUGCCAACGAACAAUUCAAAAUGAGCCGCGAGGAGGUUCUCGAUGACCCAUCAACAUUGGAUAAGACCUUGCGUUGGUUUUUCAACGACCUCAAAGCAGUCCAGAUGGGCAUGGUUCCCUUGAUGCCUAAAAAGUGGAAGAUAUUCAAAACAUAUGGCACCAUAUACCACGAGCUUAUGCACGAUUUUCUGAUAGGUUUAGUCGAUGAUCCAGAGAGCAGCUCAAGUACCACUCUUGAAAUCGUCGGCUGGCCUGAAAAAUACUACAAGCGAAUGAACAAGCUCGGCUUCAAGCAAGAUGAGCUGAGUCCUCACGUGCUUGAUAACCGUGAAGCUGAGCUGGUUCGUGACUUCAGGCAGCUAAUUAUCAAGUUUCUGGACGAAUGGAUCGAACGCAUAUUCACCCAGGAACGCAAAGAGUUUUCGGAGCGGGCAUCAGCCGAGAACGGAAACCUGGAUGCAGAUGAGUUUGGAUACUUCCGCACCAAGACUCUUAUCGACAUGUGGAAGAUGAUGCGAGAGCAGCUUGAUGCGGCCGCCAACUCGAAACGUGCGGAUGUUGCUGAGGGCGUUGUCGAUGCCAUGUUCCUCCGUCUGCGCGCUCGUCAACAGUCGUGGCAAAAGAUGCUCGAGGAGGAGGCUCAAGUGUAUGAGUCCGGCAAGCAGCCUGAGCUGGAGGGUUUCCAGGCUUUGCAGGAUUGGCUAGUGGCUACAGCGAACGACCAAAUUGCAUGCAUUGACGACAACGAGGACGAAGGUCGCAUGGGUUAUCUGACCAGCUUCCGGCAGAAGUUCGAACCCAUCGUCUCACAGCCGUACAUGGAGCGCGCCGACACCGAGAUUGAGGCCUUGCGUGAUGGCUACGUGGACUUUAGCACAUGGUGCUUGACCAAGUUCAUCCAUAUGAUUUUUGUUAUCGACUUCAAGCCCGUCCUUGCCGACUUCUUCACACCGAAAUGGUACACAUCAACAGCCAUGCGGCAGAUGAUUGUCACAUUCGAGGAAUACGUAGGCGACUAUCGCCAGGUGCUGCACCACUCCCUAGUAGACAUCUUCAUCGAGCUGUUUGCAGACGAGCUCCUCGCACGCUACCUGGGCUGCGUACGGAACAAAGGCGCAAAGUUCAAGCGGUCUGAUCAGUUCCAGGAGAAGAUUUUUAACGACGUGCAGACUGUUUUUGAAUUCUUUGACGAGAUUUCGAUGCAGAACGGGUCCGACAUUGGCCUGCAGCUGAAAGAAAGUUGGAAAGUCAUACAACUUUUUGAGGGCCUGCUCAGCAGCCCCAAGGAGCAAGUUCCCGAUAUCUUUGAGCGCUUCAAGACGCAGUAUUGGGAUCUGCAGAUCACCUGGGUCGAGGCAGUCCUCAGAUCUCGUGACGACUUUGAGCGCGCUACCCUCAAUGCCGUGAAGGCUCGUGCUGCGCAAAUCUACGUCGAAAGGGGCCCCGAGACUAUUAUGAGUAGAGUAAAGUGA
Messenger RNA from Pyricularia pennisetigena, 2268 nucleotides. RefSeq lists its product as uncharacterized. Gene Ontology annotation, cellular component: exocyst. Bases 1 to 2268 code for a protein of 755 amino acids. Gene Ontology annotation, molecular function: SNARE binding. Gene Ontology annotation, biological process: exocytosis; exocyst localization. NCBI's taxonomy places the organism in Eukaryota, Fungi, Ascomycota, Sordariomycetes, Magnaporthales, Pyriculariaceae. The record is from RefSeq and is a predicted model, not a curated record. The transcript has a single exon.